CGGGAAGGCCGGGGCCCUGCACCCGCGCGGCGGAAAGCGGCCCGAGCGCCCGGCUGCUCGCAUGCCCUUUUUGGCGCAGCGGCUCUGGCGCUGCCGUCUGCCGCCGCUGGGGCCCGAGCGAGGCGAGCCGGCGACGGCGGCGGCCUCCUCCCCUCCCCGCGCGGUGCCGCAGAAUUGCAGCUGGCACUGGAGGGUGGGCAAGCUCAAGGGAGGGGCGCGGGGGGCCCCGGCGCCUGUGCUCCGAGCUUGGAUGGGUGUAGCUGCCGGCGGGAGCGAGAGCGUGUUCACUGCAGCGGCGGCGGCGGCGGCCGGGCCCGGCCCGGCCCGCACGAUCCCCGCGCGCUUCCGAGGAGCCCUGCUGGAGCGCCCGCCCCGCGGUCUCGCCUCCCCGCCGAGCCGCCUGCGCCUCGGGACGCGAUGAAGACCUGGGCUUGCCUGCUGCUCUUGGGCUGCGUAUACCUGGCCCAUGCCCUGGCCGAGGGCCCCGAGAUCCCCCGCGAGGUGCUGGAGCGGCUCGCGCACAGUCAGAUCCAUAGCAUCCGAGACCUGCAGCGGCUCCUGGAGAUGGACUCCUUAGGAGCCGAGGAUGCUCUGGAGCCGAGCCCGAGAGCCCCCAGGGUCCACGCGGCCAAGCCUGUGGCUGGGAAGCGGCCGGCACCCGUUCGGAGGAAGCGGAGCAUCGAGGAAGCCAUUCCUGCCAUCUGCAAGACCAGGACGGUCAUUUACGAGAUACCUCGGAGCCAGGUGGACCCCACGUCGGCCAACUUCCUGAUCUGGCCGCCGUGCGUGGAGGUCAAGCGCUGCACCGGCUGCUGCAACACCAGCAGUGUCAAGUGCCAGCCGUCGCGCGUGCACCACCGCAGCGUCAAGGUGGCCAAGGUGGAGUAUGUCAGAAAGAAGCCCAAGUUGAAAGAAGUGCAAGUGAGGUUGGAGGAGCACCUGGAGUGUGCCUGUGCGGCCUCCAGCCUGGGCCCGGAGCAGCGGGAGGAGGAGACCGGGACCCUCCUGUCCGUGGCCGGUGGCGUCCAUCCUCAGGGUUGCCUCAGAGCCCACGAUGGCUGUCAGAGCUCCAGCACUCACAUGCAAGGCCUGGGCUGGAAGAAGAAGAUGUGAGGUGAAGGCUCCAGCAGCCCUCUCCUGGGACACGAUGUGUGUGGCGUCUUACAUUCCCGACUAUUCUGUACGGUGCUUCCUGGCCAGCCUGCGGUCUCUGUUCCCCUCCGGGGCAGACUGGGGGACAGAGACAGUGACUGUGUGUCCGCGGCGGGGCGGCCAGAAGCCGCCUUGUCAGAGACGGACCACGCGGCGGGGCGGCACGCGCCCAGGCUCGGAUGGACACGCGGGUGACACGUGUGUGCGGGGCUCAGGCUGGCCGCCGUGGCAGGGGCCGCAGUGCUUGCGCUGCUGGCCCGGACGCCGCCCAGUCUGUCACAGCACCCCUCCCGAGAGCCUUAAGUGGAUUUUUUUUACACCAUAAAGUGAUUGUUAAGCUUCCCUUUGUACUCUCUUCCUGGCUUUCCUUUCGUGGUUUGUUUUUGUUUUUAACGAUCUCGGACAAAGCGACAUCAGUGACGCGCGAGGCCGCAGCGGCCAGGGACGGCGACGGCGUUUUCCUGCAGGACACAGACUAAUGACAUAUAUUACAAUAAAUGUGCUACAGCUGCCUA
Ochotona princeps (American pika) is the source of this 1667-nucleotide messenger RNA. RefSeq names its product platelet derived growth factor subunit A (gene PDGFA). Lineage: Eukaryota; Metazoa; Chordata; Mammalia; Lagomorpha; Ochotonidae. Gene Ontology annotation, cellular component: membrane. Bases 418 to 1113 code for a protein of 231 amino acids. The transcript has 8 exons. Gene Ontology annotation, biological process: positive regulation of phosphatidylinositol 3-kinase/protein kinase B signal transduction; platelet-derived growth factor receptor signaling pathway; positive regulation of MAP kinase activity. Gene Ontology annotation, molecular function: growth factor activity; platelet-derived growth factor receptor binding. The record is from RefSeq and is a predicted model, not a curated record.